AUGGAGUCUGUACAGAGAUUAUUCUACCGAGCGAAGAAUGAUACAGAUCAUGACAUCGAAACUGGAAGUGUAAAGGAAGUGGAGAAAAUCGAGGAUAUACCGGCAGGCUAUCCCCGAUUUUCCACAUUCAUGAGCUCGCACCCAUCUUUCCAAGUCUAUCGGAGAUUUUCAUCCCUCCGAACACGGGAUCUUCUCAUCAAACAAGACCGACUGGCUGUCCUAGAAGAAAAGCUUAACGAUCUCGACCGGAACGAAGAGACUCUAUCCUUUCUAGCUAGUUGCCGCCGUGAUCGGAAUGUGGAGCGACAGAAGGUUCUGUCUGCUAUUGAUGUGGCUUUGCGUGAAUAUGAUGCAACUAUAAAAAGAAACACCGAAAUACUGAAACUAGAGGAAGCAAGAGCCCGUCCAGCUUUAGCACUACAGAACUGGAUCGCUGGGAAUCCAUGUAUAGCUCGCAGCGAGACAGGAUUUCUACAACACGAAGAUGACUUGAUGACUUUGUUCUCAUCGGAAGAUGGAACGACAAUGUACCUGGAAGGGUGGGUGGAAGACAAACUUAUCAGAUUAUUUAGCAGAUCAUACAAGGCAAUGUUAACUGGUACACUAAUAAAUGCCAAGAGCCGAUGUGAAGCAUUAUCUAGGGACCCCAUGGUCUACAUACCCCGAGAUAGCCUCGUGGUCCACAUUGCCCGAGGACUUUUAGGCCUGUUAGCCAUUAUAUUUAUCAUAGGGCCAGUAAUUGCGUGCAACUAUCUCGAGAGCAUGCUGUCGCGGUUGAUAGUGAUUACGGCUUCGACUACGUUAUUUAUCGGCUUUCUGCUGAUUGGGACUCGUGCGAAGACUGUUGAGGUGCUUGUGGCUGGUGCGGCGUAUGCAACGGUUUUGACAGUUUUCAUUACUCAACAGUGA
Molecule: messenger RNA, 909 nt
Organism: Aspergillus niger
Lineage: Eukaryota; Fungi; Ascomycota; Eurotiomycetes; Eurotiales; Aspergillaceae
Exons: 5
Coding region: 1-909 (302 amino acids)
Source: RefSeq, a predicted model, not a curated record